This is a messenger RNA of Mesorhabditis belari, 588 nucleotides long. Lineage: Eukaryota; Metazoa; Nematoda; Chromadorea; Rhabditida; Rhabditidae. The record is from the annotation of a GenBank genome assembly.
AUGGCUUCAAUUUGUGGAUCUUUCACAAUUCAUUCGACUUUGGUGGUACUCUUCACUCCACCCGAAGCCUCUAUGAAGCCGACUAUUGACGUUGUCGUCAGCCAUCAGCUGAUGAUGAGUGUGCUUAUUUGGGAAUCGACGAUGGCUGGUGGUUUGGCGGAAGUUGUGGAGGAACGAGUCCCUACUUUUGUCAACUUUCCGCAGCGGCAAAUGGACAAAUGUCCCUCCGGUUGGCAAUACUACGAUCAAACGGAUAGCUGUUACUAUGCAAGAGCCGAUUAUGAAAAAAAAAUUGAUAUGUCUUAUGAUGGCUCUUGUUCGGGAAGUUUUCCAUUCAAAGCGGGCAGUGUGCUGACUGGAGGAGUAUUCGAUGGAGCAGUUUUGAAAUAUUGGAUGGAUGGAAGCUCCACAAAUUACACGCACUUCUGUACUACAAAUCCCGAUGGGCCAAACACCUCGGUCUUGCUUCGAUCAUUGCCACCGAAUUGUGACACAGGAUGCGGUGGUGGAUUGUGGAUGGCCGGAUAUGAAGCCAUCGACACAAAUCAAGUGUAUCCAGCAUACGUUUGCAAGUCAUCGCCUUUGUGU